Molecule: messenger RNA, 1312 nt
Organism: Cherax quadricarinatus
Lineage: Eukaryota; Metazoa; Arthropoda; Malacostraca; Decapoda; Parastacidae
Product: vitelline membrane outer layer protein 1
Source: RefSeq, a predicted model, not a curated record
GCGACAGCCUCCUCGUGAUAUAUAUGCAUGGUGCUAAGAGCACAAGUACACUUGUGUCGACCAGUCGUUGUCAUCUCUUGGUUCUCUGCUCUGGUCUACUGAACGGUGUGGCAAGGAUGAGGAUCACACUGGCACUUCUCUACAUCACAGGUGCGGUUCUUGUGGAGUGUGGGUACAUCACCCCUGGUAAUGGGAGGUCAUGGGGAACCUGGGACUCAACAGUACGUUUUUGUCCCCCAAACAGCUAUGCCUCCGCAUUUACCAUCAAGGUGGAAGACCAUAUUGACGGAGACGACACAGCCAUGAACGGCAUCCAGCUCUACUGUCGCUCCACUAGAAACGACCGUGAAGUGGGCGUUCGUAGCUCCGCCGUCGGUAACUGGGGUGUAUGGCAAGGCAAAAGAGAAUGCAACAAAGGCUUCUUUAAGGCAAUCAGAAUGAGGAUUGAGAAUGCUCAAGGAAGAGGCGACGACACAGCCGCUAACAACCUAGAAAUGCAGUGCCAGAACGGAGAAAUAUACAAUGGUGGCGGAACCGGUUGGGGUUCCUGGAGCGACUGGAGGUACUGUCCUAGUGGUGAAGUGAUCUGUGGCUUACAGACCCGGGUUGAGGCAGCACAGGGUGAUGGUGAUGACACUGCUCUUAAUGAUGCUAUAUUCGCCUGCUGCCGACCAUCAUAAUGCCACAGUCGUCUCCUAAUGAUUUCCUGAAGAAGACCCUUAAGAUCAUAAGAGUAAGCCAUACCACGGGCGGGGCUUGAACUCUUGUUGAAUGAAUUUUAUUGUAUCCAGCUGGCCCAGUGGCUAACGCGCCAGUCUGGAGUUUUACGACUCUCUGACCGCGGGUUCAAACCCCACCUGUGGUAUGGUUCACUUUCAGUUGUGUCACUGCGAUUUUGUGAAUCAGUCUUAAGAGUAUUUUUCCUGCACAUAUUACGAUCAUUACAACAGAGGGAGUGAUGCCAUGAUGUUCUACCGAAUAGGUUUAAGAAAGAAUAUAUUUCAGGAUACUCUAUUGGAAAUAUAAACACAUAUGCCGUAUAAUGUGAUCCUUUAUUGACAACGUUUCACGAAACGUUGUCAGUAAAGGAUCACAUUAUACUGCAUAUGUGUUUAUAUUUCCAUUGUAUCGGUAUUUUAUACCAUUUGUUUCCAGGAUGUUCUAUUGUUGACUAUGUGGCGUGAUUCUUUUAUAAUGAACACUGAAAUGUUUAAUGAGGAAGGGGAAUCCCUGUGUAAACAUUAGCAUCAAGGUAAAUUAAGGCACCCACAAACUUUAUAAUGAAAACAAUGUAAUAAAAAGAAUACUUGAA